GGGGCUCAUUUGAAAAGCAGCGUACAGCAUAGCUUUCCAAUGAUACAUGGGAAAAGGACAACAUCUGACAGCAUCAGGACGAAGGUUCUCAUCCAUCAUAACAAAGAUGGCACCUCGCCAUCUCAUCUCCAUCCUCCUUGUAUCCAUGGUGACGGUGAUGCCAAUCUCAUCCCAGCAAUGCCCGGUCAUUCAGGGAUAUACACCCAUCGUCACCAAACCUGGUGCAGAUCUGACCCUUGGCCUCAUGCUGAGUUUACAUAAGGCCAGCCAGGAUACGACUGGCGGUGCUCUGUGUAACUUCAAUGCUGAGACUGGUUAUGGUUCACUGUCCAUGAAAGCUGCUGUUGCUGCUACUGACAACUGGCCCGACUCCAUCCAACUACCUGGGUUGAGUGUUGGCUUGGAAAUCUAUGACAUGUGUGAUACAUUCCAACUGGCUGAAUUCAGUGCAGUUCGCUUUGCCAAUGAGAGGUAUAACGAUAUCUUCGCAAAUGGAAUGUUGUGUGCAAACAAAACACUUCAUAUGGGAGUUGUUGGAUACGGAUUCAGUUCCUGGAGCGAGACAUUGUCAACUCUCCUGCAACCUCUCGACAUUCCGCUGAUUGCUUAUACUGCGACAUCCGACUCCCUGAGUGAUGCACAGGAAUAUCCAAACUUCUUCCGGACUGUUGCUCCUGACAGUGGUGCCGUCAAGGCCCUGGUGGCCAUUAUGAAGAGUUACAACUGGACCUACUCAGCAAUAGUCCACAGUGAUGACAGCUAUGGAAUGAGUGGACUAAAAGCUGCGACAGAGAGCAUCAGAGAGGCUGGGUUUUGCCUCACUGAGCCUAUCUCAGUUGGUAUUGGAGAGACAAGGGAUAGCGUCUACGAUGCUAUAGUGGAUCAACUGAUCCAACGAAAUAUCACUGUUGUGAUACUAUGGGUUGUACCAGCCAACCUCCAAAGGCUGUUCUUGGCCGUAGAACGCAUCCAAGGUGCUGCCUAUGACAUUUCGUGGCUCUCUGGUGAUGUACCACUAUACAAUGACUUCACAAGCAACCCUGGCAUUGCCAAGGCUGCGCGCGGUCUCUUCGCUUUGUCGCCAUUUGUUGAUGUGAAUGACACAUACAAGAGCUGGUUUGCACAGUGGUACCCAAACACCGACUUCAACCACCCUCCUGUUGUGAACAUGAUUUAUGCCAUUCACGCCUACAUGUCUGCAUUCUCUUUGGCGCAUCAGGAGAAGUGUGGGAGCCAGCAAGGGAUGUGUGAAGCAUUGGCCAAUAUCCAAGGAUCUGAAUUCAUUGACUUCAUUAGACAGGUGAACUUCACAGGGAUUGGGGGUCGCGCCAUAUCAUUUAAUGAAAAUGAUGACCCGGCAAAUCAGUUUUAUGAUGUUAUGCAGUUCAAGAGCACUGGUACACCAAAUGCCUACUCCCUGCAAAAGGUUGGUGAGUGGACAACAGAUCAGGGUUUGACACUCAACAAGGACCAGGUGGAAUUCUAUGGCCAAGGAGACACCCCUGUCGGUCCUCCCACUUCGGUCUGCAUGGAGGGCUCAUGUUUUGACCCCAGUUGCCAGGAACUCACUGACUUUGUCAUAGAGACUCUGUUUUCACACCACGUGGCUGGGUGCCAAUCCCAGUUGAAGCUGACUCGGUUCAAGCAACUGGAGGCAGUGUUCUAUGCAGUCCACCUAAUCAACAAGGACCCGAAUCUACUUCCAGAUGUCCGUCUGUCCCUGAUGGUAAACGACAUCUGCUAUAGCGACACCUUUGCAGCUAAUAAUGUUGGUCUUACGCUGGUUAAGAAUUGGGACUUUGAUGUGGGUUUCCCAACCCAAAACAACAAGUAUCACCUUCUAGGUACACUCCACUCCUCCUCAAGUUCCAGAGCCAAGGGAAUCAGCAAAGACCUACAGGUUGCAAGCAUACCGGUGAUUGACAACACAGCUUCCAGUCCUGCUCUGAGUGACAAAGAGGAAUUUGGCAACUUUCUGCGGACAGUGUCCUCCGAUGUCAAACAAGCUGAAGCUAUUGUGGAUCUUUUGGGGAACCUUGACUUCAAGUAUGUUCAGACCAUCAACUCAAAGGGUGCUUAUGGUGAUGACGCCAUCAAGGCUGUUAAAGAAUCAGCAAAAAAUGCAGGCGUUUGCAUUGCCAAUUCGUUCAGAGUGGAUAUAAACUCUGAUUUUGCCGAACUUGUCCGUGAGCUCAUGGCAAAGCCCGAGGCCAAGACAGUUGUCGUCUUCUUGUUCACAUCUCAUGCCCGACGGCUGUUUCAGGAGUUAGUCUUCAUGAAUGUCAGCGCAGGACAGUUCCAAUUCAUCGGUUCAGAUAACUGGGGAACCAGGAUGGACUACAUCCCUGGUUUGGAAAAUCCAGCCAAAGGAGCCUUGACGGUGACCUUCAAAUCUGAAAGGGUUCCAGAAUUUGAAGAAUACUUCCUCGACCAGACUCCGAAUGACACGGCUUACAAUCCCUUCUUCAAGGAAUACUGGAUGCAGAAAUUUGAAUGUGAUCUUCCAGGAGAACAACCAAAAUACAACCAAAACUGUACAGGUUCUGAGAUGUUGUCAAGCAGUGAUGUUAACAGCCUGGAAAUGGAAUACUUCAUCAACUCCGUUUACGUGUAUGCAAUUGCCCUGUCUAAUCUAAUUAACGACACCUGCCCAAAUGGAAAGGUCUGCGAUGCCGUCUUUGAUAUCGCGAGAGAGGAAUGGUUGGAACGUCUUAAAGCAGUCGAUUUUGUCAGUCAAGUUGGUUUAAUGAGGAGAGUGAGCUUUGAUGAGAAUGGAGACGGUCCUGCUCGGUAUUCCGUGUACCAGUUUAUUGAGAUGAACAGUGUAUAUCGUUAUGAUCAGAUUGGUUCUUGGGAUGAUGUGGAUGGUCUAUCCAACCUCGUUGACAACAUCAUUGAUCCAAUGUUCUUAUCAGUGUGUACCGGGUUAUGCUUGGAAUGCAACCCACCAACUCCACCUGACGCAAAUACCACCUCUCACCAAGACUACUUCCGUAUCCCUGGAGACCUGGACUUUCCGGUCGUCAUGCAACUCAGCAAGUCUGGAGAUGGGGUAAAAUGUGGAGACCCCAAGCCGGAAGAAUCGCUGGCUCUUGAAUCACUCCUGUAUGCUCUUGACAAGGUGAACGCAGACCCUUCAGUUCUACCCGGAGUCAAGCUAGGUGUGACUGUGGUGGAUUCUUGUGGGAAUCCUGCCAUUGCAACACGGAAGCUUGUGGGGCUAUUGGGUGGUUUCGUCAGUCUUGAAAGUUCAGGGAAACCAUUUGCUGUUUUGGGUCCAGCGAAUCCUGACGUUGCCGAGGAGAUUUCAAACAUUGUGACUGCUCCAAGUAAACUGCCAAUGAUAAGCUACAGUGCCCUGAGUCCUAACGUCAAUGACGAUCCCCUUGUGUUGGCCACAUCUGCUCCAUACACCAAAGAGGUUGCCGCCAUCAUUGGGAUCUUGGAGGAAUUUGACUGGAAGUAUGUAGGAGUUGUACACUCUAUGACUCCAUACGGCAUAGCCAACAGUCAGGAAUUCCAAACGGCUGCCCAGGUGGCUGGUAUUUGCCUAGGAGCUCAGCACUACCUUAACGAUACCACGGACUUCCAAGAGAUCAUGAAUGAUUUCAGUAGCGACGACUCUCUGAAUGUCAUCGUUGCCUUUGUCAAUGAAGAAGAUGCUAGAAGCCUCUUGUAUGCUGAUCACUUUAAGCUCAGCAAGAGGUUUGUGUGGGUGGGAACUGACUCGUGGGACUCUCCAAAUCUUGUUUCUGGUCUAGAAAGCUCAGCCAAAGGAAUGUUGCUGGUGACCAAAGAAAGACCAGACCUUCCAGAAAUACAGGACUACUUCGCAGACUCGGACCUCCUAGACGCUGCAAGUGCAAGGAACCCUUAUCUCAGAGAUUAUCUCCAAGAUAUCUGUCCUAGUUCAUCCAACUGCCAGUUUGGAAAUCAAAUCCAAGAAUCUCUCCAGAAGCUGUCUGGAGAAAUCUCUCCUCUGGUCAAUGCAUUGUAUGUAGCUGCUCACGGUGCCAACUUGCUCCAUGACUCAAAGUGUGGCUUCUCCAAUGAUGAACUGUGUGAAAGUUUUCUUGAUUCAUCUCCAGAAGAAAGGGCAGAUGCUAUACGUCGUGUGACAGUGGAGUCUGGGGCCGGUGGAAACCCCUUCUCGUUUGACGAACGCAGUGGUCCUGCCACUUACAGCAUCAAAAACUACCAGUAUGAUGGACAGCAUGGGCAGUUCCUAAUUGUCGGCAAAUGGCAAAACAACGAUCUUGCCCUCCAGAUAGUAGCCGAGCUUGCUGCUCAAAGAGGUCCAUCUGGCUGUUCUUGUGGUCCGAUUGUCGUGGCUGAAGGAGGUGACCCAGUACAGGUGUACAUGUAUGUCUGGAAGUGGAUAGAUUAUGGCAUAUGGUCAACUGUCAUCCUAGCCGUUUCAGGUCUAUGUGGAGUGUUGGCACUUUUGAUAGGCAUCUUGUUUCUCAGCAAACGUCACAGCUAUGUGGUUCAGAGUGCAUCUUUCAGUCUCAGCAUGUGGCUUCUCUUUGGGAUUAUCCUGAUGUACCUCCUGAAUGUGGCAUUCAUGUUCGAGGCCAAUCCAGCCAUUUGUGGCAUCCGUCGUUUUGGUGUGAGUUUUGUAUACUGCGUGGUGUAUGCUGCGUUGCUUGUCAAGAGCAUUCGGGCUAAUCGAUUCGCACGUAAACAGCCAGGUGUUGAUUUGAACUUUGCCGGUUCCUGGUCCCAGUCUCUCUUGUUUCUGGCCUUCCUCCUUCCUGAGGCUUUCUUGGUGGUGGAGUGGCUGGUCCUGAUUCCUCCUGAUGCCAUCGGCGGACCCCUGGAUGCCUGUGGGACCGUUUCACUGCCAACAUGCGGCAUCACUAACAUCGAUCUGACCAUCUUCAUGAUGUAUGCCUACUUGCUGGUCCUUGUUACAUUCCUCUCCUCCUUUGGUGCUCUGGAUUCCUCUCAUGCCCACCAUGAGGGCAAGUCCAUCUUAGUCAGUAGUCUCUUCAGCAUCUUGAUUCUGAUUACCUGGGCCUGUGUUCUCAACUUACUUGACCCUGAGUUUGGCAUCCCGGCAAUCCCCAUCGGUCUGACAGCAGAUGCUACCAUCAUUCUGGUGUUCAUGUUCAUGGGAAAAGUGGACGCCCUGACUAAGAAAAAGGAGGACAUGGACACCGGUCUGAAGAGAGUCAAAGAUGUGGAAAUGGAAGACAAUUUGUAUGGAAAGGAUGAUGUCAAGAAAGUUCUAGCUAUGGAGGUGGAAGACACUGUAUAUGAAAAUGACAGUGGUAAGAAAUAUCAAGAUGUGGAAGUGGAAUAUCCUGUGUUUGCAAAUGCUGGAGCAACGCUUGUUGAUGAGGCUGUUGAUGAGGAGGCUGAUGGUGAUGUUUUUGUUGAGGAAGAGCACACCCAAUUCUGAUUCCAAGAGUUAGAGAGAAAAGUAGACUGUCAGGACUUCACCCCGUAGUAUGAAAGGUCUUUUACAAUCAUCUUAAAGUUCUUACCAAGCUGUAACCCCAUCUUUGUAAUUCCUUAGAGUAGAAGCAGAAGCAAGUUAAAGAGAGGUUGAGGGAAUUUAGACUUUACUGCAUGCUCUCUUUGUUAGCUCUGAUCACAGUUUUGGUAUAACACGUAACAAGUGCCUGUAAAUGGCAUACUGGUAAAGUUUAGUAAAUUUCGUAUAUUCCUUUGCUGAUAAAGCUUAUCUGUACUAUAAUGGCUUCGCCUGUUAUACAAACAUUUUAAAUGGUUUAAAAAGCUAGGUUUGCAUUUUAGAUUACAAUCAGCAAAAUGUUGAGUGUUUGUGUAUAUUAAGUCUACGGUAUGAGGGUAUAUUGUAAACGUAUGGUUUUAUUUUAUUGUCUUUGCUCAAUGGUAUUCAUACGUGAUAUUGUAAACGGGUGCUUCAUUUGGUUGUCUUUAUUGUAAUGUAUCCAUACGUGGUAGGUAUAUUGUAAACGGAUGGUUAUAUUUGAUUGUCUUUAUUCAAUGGUAUUCAUACGUGAUAUAUUGUAAACGGAUGGCUUCAUUGUCUUCAUUGUAAUGUAUCCAUUCGUGGUAUAUUGUAAACGGAUGGUUUUAUUUUGUUUCUCUUAUAUUGCAACAUAUUCAUAUGUUUUA
Messenger RNA from Patiria miniata (bat star), 6105 nucleotides. RefSeq lists its product as uncharacterized. The coding region runs from base 47 to 5404 and encodes 1785 amino acids. Gene Ontology annotation, cellular component: membrane. The record is from RefSeq and is a predicted model, not a curated record. NCBI's taxonomy places the organism in Eukaryota, Metazoa, Echinodermata, Asteroidea, Valvatida, Asterinidae. Gene Ontology annotation, molecular function: group II metabotropic glutamate receptor activity. The transcript is spliced from 15 exons. Gene Ontology annotation, biological process: regulation of synaptic transmission, glutamatergic; G protein-coupled glutamate receptor signaling pathway.